UUUACCGCUGAUAGCUGACCUUCUCGCUUCAACUUGAAGUGAAAAGAAAAUAAAAAUUUUGUUUUUAAAAAAUGUUUUAGAAAAUCUUACAUGAAAAUAAAUAUAUUUUCUAUUUGAAUAAAAUCUAUUUUUGUAAUGCAUUAUGUUUUAUAAUCAUCUUUUGGGUCCAUUUUAUUUAUUUAACCAGUUAAAUCGUUCAUUUUCAAGUGAUCCUCCAACUCACUACGAUGUUCUGAAUCUCAAGAAAAAUUGUACUGCUGAAGAAAUUCGGGAAGCUUUUCUAAUACUUUCAAAAAAGUUUCAUCCAGAUGUUAAGGGGGCAAACACAGACCCAAAAGAUACAGCAAAGUUUGUAAAAAUUUCAGAAGCUUAUCAGGUACUAAGCAAAUCAAUCACUCGCGAUGCUUACGAUCAAGAUUUAUUGACAAGAAGCUUUGGUGGCGGCGGAAGCACAAGCACAAGUAGAGGUUUUAAAAAACCAGAAGUUCAUAGGCCAUGGGAGGUAAAACCAAACUUCGAUCCUAAUCCUGGUCCCUAUUAUGGCAUCAAAGGAGUGCGAAAAGUUUCCAAUGCAACCAUAGUUAUGCUACUAAUAGGCUUCGCAACUAUCGGAGUAGCAAUUGGUUUCAUGUCUGUAAGGAAAUCCUUUGAAAUGAAUCGCAAUCAAUUAGAUAUCACAUCUAAGGAAGCUGGAGAACAUCAUGCCGCUGUGAGAAUAAAUGCUCAAAAGUUUGGCAACGAUGAGCAGUUGAAGAGAAUGGUCGAUAGAAUGUUAAACAGGCCCACAUGAGUUUGAAAGCCGUAGUUUCGAUUGAGACAUAUGUUACUUCUCAUAGCAGAAGCCUGUGGAUUUUAUUAUUUGUAGCAAAUGUUUGUAAUUUAGUAGAUUGAAUAAAGAUGAGAUUUGUUUAAAGACUAA
Molecule: messenger RNA, 919 nt
Organism: Eupeodes corollae
Lineage: Eukaryota; Metazoa; Arthropoda; Insecta; Diptera; Syrphidae
Product: dnaJ-like protein 60
Exons: 5
Coding region: 143-790 (215 amino acids)
Source: RefSeq, a predicted model, not a curated record